AUGGCCGAAGAGAAGCAUCGCAUGUUGUUCCAAGACCAGGAUCCCGGCCAGGAUCUGCAGAUAGAGCGACCCAUGUCCUUGUCGCCAUCGGAACCGCCGACCUACUAUGAUGCAAUGCAAACGUUUACGAUUCAGAAUAAUUUGGAUUAUUCCAACGAUCGGCGAAGAACCCUUUUUGCAGAACCCCAACAUCUAAGGUCCAGGGUGGAGGAAAUGCCGAUGCCGAUGCCGAUGUCCCAAACGAAAGACGAGGUGAGCGUACAAUCGGAAGGAUUAGCGGACAACAAUAGCAUCGAUCAUCGUGCAAUGCCACCAGUGAGAAGUAAGUGCGAUGAUUUCUUUAUCCUAAGCCCGCAACCCAAACUGGGUAGCCAGGCGAUGGACAUCGUGUGCCCAGCUUGUGGUCAACGGGGAGUCACCCGUUUGAAGAGGUCACCUAAUGCUCGGACUAACCUUUGGGCCCUCUGCUUGUGCACUUUUGGUUGGUGCUGCUGCGCUUGCCUGUUUCCGUAUCUAUGGAAUGGCUGCCGGACAACGAAUCAUUACUGCUCCGCCUGCGAGAUCUUUCUGGGCGCACAUUAUCCGAGGAGCUGCUGCUGCUGCUGCUGCCGGCGGCGGUAGUCCGGAAAUAUCCUGCAGGAUCGCAGCCGGAAUCCGGCCGCUAAUUGUGAAAGUUUUCCGUGUGUGCGAAUAAAGCUGAGUGGGGCGGCACGCGCUUCUGACCGCAAGGACUUGGCGCUUAUUCGCUUGUAAUGAGUAACGCAGUGCCGGGCGCGACCGGAAAUUGUGCGCCGUCAAAUCGAAUUGCCUACCUAAGCCCAUCGUCCUUCGUCCUCAAUCCGCAAUCCACAAUCCACAAUCCUUUCAACAUCGGACACCAUACACCGAUUACCAUUGCCAUGCUCUGUACUGAACUGCCCUGUCGCCCAAAUGAUGCAUAACUGGCCUAAACAAAUUGCCUCAUCAUCACUCCGUUUCGCACAUCCUGCCAACGAGUGCUGGUUGUUGUGGAUGCUGUUCGUUAUUUGAUACCCUGCAAAAAAAAGAAGAGAGUAUUCAAUUUAGAUACAAUUACUUAAAUAUAACAAUAAAAUUAUAAAUAUGUCU
Molecule: messenger RNA, 1107 nt
Organism: Drosophila melanogaster (fruit fly)
Lineage: Eukaryota; Metazoa; Arthropoda; Insecta; Diptera; Drosophilidae
Exons: 3
Coding region: 1-621 (206 amino acids)
Cellular component (GO): membrane; late endosome membrane; lysosomal membrane
Source: RefSeq, marked reviewed